Prunus armeniaca (apricot) is the source of this 543-nucleotide messenger RNA. The record is from the annotation of a GenBank genome assembly. NCBI's taxonomy places the organism in Eukaryota, Viridiplantae, Streptophyta, Magnoliopsida, Rosales, Rosaceae.
AUGGGGUUUCCAGGGGCCCCUCGGCUGAAUAUGGCUUUUACCGCACCAAACCACCCGAUAUUUGGUGGUGUCAGUUCCAAUUUGGGAUGGAUGCGAACAAAUCCUCAUAUUCAACCUUCGAUUGUUCCAUUGGGGCAAAACGACAGUGAGGUUGAAGAGGAACAAAAUGAAGAUGAGGAAGAUCCAUUGGAUAGAGACUUCAUAGAUAGUGACUAUGAGCAAAUAGGAGAAGCUAAAGAGAUUGAGAUCGAUAAUAAUAUGUUUGAGGAAAAUAUAAAUAAUCCGAUUGAAGAGGAGCAUGAAGAGAUGGGUUUUGCAGGGAAGAUUUUAGACCAUUUGGAAAACUCUGAGGAUUUUCAUAGCAAACAUGGGUAUGAUGAAUCUGAUGUGGAUGAUGAAGUUAGCAGCAAGAAGAAAAGGACCAACAUAGUUCCUAACUAUCGACAAUGGAGGAGAGAGUCUAUGUUGAGGAAUCCAAGCUUUGAUAUUGGUAUGCACUUUCCUAACAAAAGUAAAUUCAAAGAGGCUGUGAUUGCAAGUUAG